GCUGUGGACUGGACUGGACUGGCUCAGCGGCCCUUUUUAAUCACGUUGAAUGCAUUUUCAAGCUUUUCGUCGUUACGGAAACUGAUGCCAACGAUUCCUAAGGAGGCGAUGGGCUGGUGUGCAGGUGAGCCAACGUGAGAACAGGCUCCCCACCGAAAGGAACCGCUUCGCACAUGGGAACCGUGUCACCACCAGACCUUAUCCGCAUUUUAACACUUUAAAAGACGGACUCUGCAGCACAGAGACAUGUCUAAAGACAGCAUGACAGAUGUGCGGGGAGCCCAUUCAGCUAAGGAGAAUGGACACGUCGCGCCGAGCCCCGCUCAGCCCAGCGCCAACUUUCCCCAUCCCUCACCCGACGAUACCCCGGUGUCUUCGACCAGCGAGUUGACCCAGACAUGGCUCCACGUCGCUAAAACGUUCAUUCUAAUUUUCCCCAUUUACGCACUGGGCUAUUUUGAGUUCAGUUUCAGCUGGCUGUUGAUUGGACUUGUUAUCUUUUUCUGGUGGAGGAGAAACACUGGAGGCAAGCACACUCGACUGAGCCGAGCUCUUGCUUUCUUUGAGCAAGAGGAGAGAAGUAUCAAGCAGAGUCUUACCACCUCUGAUUUGCCACCAUGGGUCCACUUCCCAGAUGUAGAGCGAGUUGAGUGGCUGAACAAGACAGUGAAGCAGAUGUGGCCUUAUAUCUGCAAGUUUGUGGAGAAAUUAUUUCACGAGACGAUUGAGCCGGCGGUGAAGGAGUCAAACGCCCACCUCAGCACCUUCUGCUUCAGCAAGAUCGACAUGGGAGACAAACCUCUUAGGGUCAACGGGGUCAAGGUUUAUACGGAAAAUGUGGAUAAGCGCCAGAUCAUCAUGGACCUACAGAUCAGCUUUGUCGGCAACACAGAGAUUGACGUAGACAUCAAACGCUACUACUGCAAAGCCGGCAUUAAGAGCAUCCAGAUCCACGGCGUGUUGAGAGUGGUGAUGGAGCCGUUGCUGGGCGAUAUGCCUCUCGUUGGAGCUCUGUCUGUGUUCUUUCUCAAGAAGCCGCUUCUGGAUAUAAACUGGACCGGCCUCACCAAUAUUCUUGACAUUCCUGGGCUCAAUGGCUUCUCCGACAAUCUGAUUCAAGACAUUAUCUACAGCUAUCUGGUUUUACCCAAUCGUAUCACCAUCCCACUGGUCAGGGAUGUGGAACUGGCCAAGCUGCGCUUUCCCAUGCCAAAGGGAGUCCUGAGGAUUCACUUCCUGGAGGCUCAGGAUCUAGAAGGGAAGGACACAUUUCUGGGCGGGCUGAUCAAGGGCAAGUCUGACCCAUACGGCGUCCUGCAGAUCGGCAACCAGCUGUUCCAGAGCAAGGCGGUGAAGGAAAGCCUCCAUCCUAAAUGGAACGAAGUUUACGAGGCUUUGGUGUACGAGCACUCGGGUCAACACCUGGAGAUUGAGCUGUUUGAUGAAGAUCCUGACAAAGAUGAUUUCCUGGGGAGCCUGAUGAUCGAUAUGACUGAGCUGCACAAAGAACAGAAAGUUGAUGAGUGGUUUGAUCUGGAAGAAACUCCUACUGGGAAACUCCACUUAAAGCUAGAGUGGUUGUCUCUGCUCUCCACUCCUGCAAAGCUGGACCAGGUGCUGCGAAGUGUGCGUGCAGACAGGAGCCUGGCCAAUGACGGACUAUCGUCAGCACUGCUCGUGGUCAAUCUGGACUCAGCAAAGAACCUGCCUAGCAACCUGUCAGAUUUCACCUAUGACGGGUUGAAGCAAGUCUCAGUCUUUAAGGCCCUGAAGUCUGGAAAGAAGAGCAGCAGCGAGCCCAGUCCUUAUGUCCAAUUCACUGUUGGACACAAAACACUUGAGAGCAAGAUCCGGUACAAGACCAAGGAGCCUCUGUGGGACGAUUGUUUCUCAUUCUUUGUUCACAAUCCCAGGAGGCAGGAGCUCGAGCUGGAGGUAAAAGAUGACAAACACAAGUGCACCCUGGGUAAUUUGACUGUGCCUUUGAGCGGCCUAUUGGCGGAGGAGGACAUGACGCUGACUCAGUGCUUUCCACUCAAGAACUCCGGGCCGAGCUCCAUCAUCCGACUGAAGAUGGCCCUGAGGAUCCUGUCCCUGGAGAAGCAGGUAUCCUCAGACCAACCCUCCUCCGUCCAGGUCAGAAAGUCCAGUGUGCCACAGCCAACCAAACCCCCCACGAUCCAGAGACGAUCAGUCUCUGAUUCCCCGCUGCCUCCCCCCACGCCUCCGCCGCCUAUCAACGCCUCCACCCUCACCCUCCAGCACAGGGACGGCGAGCCGUACUCAGCCAGCCCUCUCCGCAGCGUCUCCAACCUCAGCACCUGCAUGUCCAGCUCCCAGAAACACCUGCCUCAUAAGGAGUCCACGCCCAGCCUGGCCUCGGAUAUCUCCCUGCCCUUUGCCACUUUGGAGCUUCAGCAAAGGCUUCGACAGCUGCAGAAUGGCUCGGCCCCCAGCCAGUACCCCCUGGGCGAGGUCCAACUGACUGUCCGACACAGCUCCCAGAGGAACAAACUCAUUGUGGUGGCACACGCCUGCCGUAACUUGAUAGCCUUCACCAAAGACGGCUCGGAUCCCUUCAUCCGCCUCUAUUUGCUGCCUGACAAGAGCCGGACGGGGAGGAGGAAGACCAGCACAGUGAAGAGGACCCUUAACCCUGUUUAUGAUCAAACGUUUGAAUUUAGUGUAUCUAUGGUGGAGCUCCACAGGAGAACUCUGGAUGUAGCAGUGAAGAACGGAGGGAGCAUCCUGUCCAAACACAAAGGGCUUUUGGGGAAGGUGCUUGUAGAUUUAAGUGGGGAGGAUAUAUCAAAAGGAUGGACACAAUGGUAUAAUCUGAGUGAAGAUGGCGUGUCGUCUCAAGGCAUAAGAAAUGACUCCCUCGUCACAUAGUGAAACCGCCUCUCUGCUGUAAUAUAGUGAUCUUGUUAAUAUGAGGGCACAUCAUUUUGUUGUAUCCAUGUACGUUAUCAUAUAGUUUACAGGACAUAUUUCAGCAUGCAGGACAUUUUCCAAACAUUUCCGAUCAUUAUUUCAUCAAUGGGAGUUAUUGUAACAUAUUGUAAUGCGUUGAAACACACUAACUGCCUUGUCUCAGUGUUUAAUGUAAAUAUCGAGUUGCUAAUAUGUACGAAUUUGCAGGGGUUUUUGUGGCAUUAUAUUUUUCCUGAAGGGAAAUUAUAUUGAAAUACGUCAAAAUUGUUAUUGCUUUCUGUCCAAUUUGUUCAAAUGUGACUGUUUUGUCUGAGAAAACUCUUACCAAAGGAACAGAAACAAUCACAGAAGUAGGCUUAAGUAGCAGUCUUGAAUUUAAUAUUUUUUGUCAUGCAGUGUUAUUUGAUUGUUUACCUCUUAUUGUUCUUUAUGCUUGAUUACAAACAUGGAAUGCACAUAUGCAAAUGAUAAAAUGAUUGCUUUGUUUAUUGUGAGAGGACUUUGUGCAAUAUAGGAUGUUAUUGAAGACCUGGGGGGCGUUUUAGGGCUAUGAACAAGUGCUGUACACUAUGAAGGAUACUUGAAUAAGAGUUUGAUUGAUGUUCAAACCAAACACGAGUUAAAAGAACUGAAUGAUCUGAGCAGAGACAACAGUUAUUGUAUUUCAUGAGCAGGGCUGCCAGAAUGUGUUAAGAUGACACAGCUAUGUUGUGAGGCUUGUACAUGUUUUGCCACGCACUCAUAACUGUUGGAGGUUUUGAAUACUUUUCUUGUUAUCUUUCCUGUGCCUUAAUAAAAACCUGCUAUGUAAUUUUUGCCUUCUUAAUGUUAUUAUUUUGAAUGAUAUGAUGAUAUGACGCCUCGUGGGUUUUGAGGAAUAAAUGGUUUCUCUUGUGAAAAUUG
This is a messenger RNA of Centropristis striata (black sea bass), 3837 nucleotides long. RefSeq names its product extended synaptotagmin-like protein 2b (gene esyt2b). NCBI's taxonomy places the organism in Eukaryota, Metazoa, Chordata, Actinopteri, Perciformes, Serranidae. Gene Ontology annotation, biological process: lipid transport. Gene Ontology annotation, molecular function: lipid binding. The record is from RefSeq and is a predicted model, not a curated record. Bases 247 to 2892 code for a protein of 881 amino acids. The transcript has 23 exons.